Messenger RNA from Vicia villosa (hairy vetch), 1047 nucleotides. RefSeq lists its product as uncharacterized. The coding region runs from base 1 to 1047 and encodes 348 amino acids. Lineage: Eukaryota; Viridiplantae; Streptophyta; Magnoliopsida; Fabales; Fabaceae. Gene Ontology annotation, biological process: telomere maintenance; DNA repair. The transcript is spliced from 2 exons. Gene Ontology annotation, molecular function: DNA helicase activity. The record is from RefSeq and is a predicted model, not a curated record.
AUGGCACAUAAGUAUGCAAUAGAAUCACUUGACAGAACUUUGAAAGAUGUUAUGAGUGCAGACAAAAAUUCAAAAGAUGUCUUUGGUGGAAAGGUGGUUGUUUUUGGUGGUGAUUUCAGACAGAUUUUACUUGUCAUUCCCAUAGGUAGUCGUUUCGAUAUUGUACACUGUGCCAUAAAUGCAUCUUACAUAUGGCACUCAGUUGAGGUCUUAACAUUGACAAGAAAUAUGCGGCUUCUGUCUGGAAGAACACGCACUGAAAAUAACGAAUUAGCACAGUUUUCAGAUUGGCUCUUGAUGAUAGGAGAGGGCAGAAUAUCUGAGCCUAAUGACGGCAUCGCCGAAAUAGAAAUACCACCAGAUAUUUUGAUAACAGAAUUCGAUGAUCCCAUUGAGGCGAUUGUCAAUAGCACCUACCCUGAUUUCAUCAAUAAUUUUCAAUCGAAUGAAUACCUUAAAAGUCGGGCAAUCCUGUCAUCUACACUUGAUAUUGUUGAUCAAAUCAACGACCAUAUACUUAACUUAAUGCCAGUGGUUGAUAUCCUCACACCAGAGUUUCUAAGUUCACUACGCACAUCAGGUAUGCCUAACCAUCACUUAAAACUAAAUGUCGGUACACCUAUAAUGCUCAUGAGAAAUAUAGAUCAAUCUGAAGGUUUGUGUAACGGCACAAGGCUAUGCAUAACGAAACUGGCAACCCAUGUUAUCGAAGCUUCAAUAAUGGGUGGAAAAGGUUCUGGAAAUUUGGUUUACAUACCGCGAAUGGACAUGUCACAAUCCCAAUCACCAUGGCCAUUCAAACUGAACAGAAGACAAUUCCCUGUUAUGGUUUCCUAUUCCAUGACAAUUAACAAAUCCCAGGGACAAUCACUGGAUAAUGUCGGUCUGUAUUUACCAAGAGAUGUUUUUACCCACGGCCAAAUUUAUGUCGCAUUGUCACGAGUAACAAGAAAACAGGGAAUCAAAAUACUCAUACAUGAUGAACAAAACAAGUUCAAGGAGACAACUACAAAUGUUGUGUACAAAGAAGCUUUUAACAAUGUAUGA